Messenger RNA from Callorhinus ursinus (northern fur seal), 1578 nucleotides. Lineage: Eukaryota; Metazoa; Chordata; Mammalia; Carnivora; Otariidae. The record is from RefSeq and is a predicted model, not a curated record.
CCAGCCGGCACCAAGCAGCAUCAGUGGGAUGCAGAGUUGAGGAAGGAGAUUUCCUCUGUGUGGGCCAAUCUGCCCCAGAAGACCCUGGAUUUACUGGUGCCACCCCAUAAACCCGAUGAGAUGACCGUAGGAAAGGUGUACGCAGCUCUGAUGAUACUUGAAUUCCACAAACAGAACAAGACCCCCAGAGCCCAGAUUCACCAGGCCACGGGAAGCCUGUCCCAGAUGGGCCCUGUGUCCCUGUUCCACCCUCUGAAGGCCACGCUGGAGCAGACACAGCCGGCUGUGCUCCGAGGAGCCCGGGUUUUCCUUCGGCAGAAGAGCUCUGCGUCCCUCAGCAACGGCGGGGCCGUACAAACCCAGGAGAGUGGCAUCAAGGAGUCUGUUUCCUGGGGUACUCAGAGGACCCAGGAGGUACCCUAUGAGGCUGUGGACGUCCAGAUGCAGAGCAUGGCCCUGAGAGGUCCUGACGGGGAGCCCCAACCCGGACUGGAGAACCAGGGACGCGCGGCCUCCAUGCCUCGCCCGGCUGCAGAGACUCAGCCGGCCCCCAACGCCAGCCCCAUGAAGCGCUCCACCUCCACACUGGCGCCCCAGCGUCCCCACGUGGCUCAUCUCUGCAGCGCUGCCCUGGACCGUGCCCCAGCCAGCCAGGCUGCGCCCCAUCACCACCACUGCUGCCAUCACCGCAGGGACAGAAAGCAGAAAUCCUUGGAGAAGGGGCCCAGCCUGUCCGCAGACACAGAUGGCGCACCCGGCAGUGCUGCAGGGCCAGGCCCACCCCCGGGAGAGGGGCCCACAGGCUGCCGGAGGGAGCGCAGACAGGAGCGGGGCUGGUCCCAAGAGCGGAGGCAGCCCUCUUCCUCUUCCUCGGAGAAGCAGCGUUUCUACUCCUGUGACCAUCGGGAGCCCUCACAGCCCAAACCCUCCCUCAGCAGCCACCCCACGUCAACAACAGCUGGGCAGGAGCCAGGACCCCCGAGACCGGGUGGUGGUUCAGUGAAUGGGGGCCCCUUGUUGUCAACAUCCGGGGCUAGCACCCCUGGCCAUGGUGGGCAGAGGCAGCUCCCCCAGACUCCGCUGACCCCCCGUCCCAGUGUCACCUACAAGAUGGCCAACUCUUCGCCUGUCCACUUUGCUGGGGCACAGACCAGCCUCCCCACCUUUUCCCCGGGCCGGCUUAGCCGUGGCCUUUCCGAACACAACGCUCUGCACCAGAGAGACCCCCUCAGCCAGCCCCUGGCCGCCGGCUCUAGGAUCGGCUCUGACCCUUACUUGGGGCAGUGUCUGGACAGUGAGGACACUGUCCGCACCCAGCCCGAGGAGACGCUUACCUUCGAGGAGGCUGUGGCCACCAACUCAGGCCGCUCCUCCCGGACUUCCUAUGUGUCCUCCCUGACCUCCCAGUCGCACCCCCUCCGCCGCAUGCCCAACGGCUACCACUGCACUCUGGGGCUCAGCUCGGGCGGCCGGGUUCUGCAUAGCUACCACCACCCCGACCAAGACCACUGGUGCGAGCCGCACCUCCGCCGCACGCCUCCUCAACGACCCUACACGGGAAGUCGCUGCAUGUGCUGA